CAACCAUCAAACCAAACUCAAUUGUUAUCUUUCUUCACCACCAACCAUCAUCAAAAUUUACCUUUUAUUACUAGAAAAUUAUAUUUAUUUUCAGUCCAUUCAUGGAAAACUUACCGGUGGAAGUCAUGGUCCAUAUUCUCUCAAGACUUCCUGUAAAAACAAUAAUCCACUGCAAGUGUGUAUCCAAGAAGUGGCUGGAUCUCAUUUCUGACUCUUACUUUGCCAAUCUUCAUCUCCAGAAAUCGCCUUCAAGCCUCAUGAUUCAUCAUAAUUCUGAAAAUGAAAUGACCGAUUACCAUAAACCAGGCAUUUUGAAGUGGGUGGAGGUUGAAGGUGAACUCGAUCACCAUCGUUUACACCAUGACCCUGUCAUGAGACUUGACCUUAAUCUUGCACCCAUUUUCCAACGCUCUCAAAUACUCCCCGUGGGCUCAGUCAACGGUUUGCUCUGUCUCUGGCAGUUUGGUCAACGAAAAGAUAACACUUACAUAUGCAAUCCAAUCACAAGAGAGUAUAUGAUCCUCCCUAGACAACAAUACUAUAGAGAAGGUUAUGCAAUAAUUGUUUAUUGUUUUGGUGUUGCUUCACUUACACAUGAAUACAAAGUAAUACGGAUCUUCCAAGGGGAUAUACCCCCAAUUAAUCCAACCUCAUCAUCUCGCCCGAGUCUAUUAGAAGCUGAGAUUUACACCCUUGGCACAGGAAAAUGGAGAAGUCUAGGUCAUGUCGCUUACUGGCUUAAUGGAUUCUCUGGGCCAUUUCUAAACGGCUUUGCUCAUUGGAUUGUUGUUGACGACGAUUCCCCUGAAAAGCUUUGUGCUUUUGAUUUUGAAAAGGAGACGUUUGAGUUGUUUCCAUCUCCUCCUGUUGAAAUUGUUGAAGAAAGUCAAAUUCAUUUUUACAGUUUGGGGGUUCUUAAAGGUUGUUUAUGCCAAUCUGAUACUUUUGAUUCUCAAUUCACGAUUUGGGUGAUGAAGGAAUAUGGGGUCAAGAAAUCUUGGUGUAGAGAGGUGAUUAUCAAGCAAAGUGUUAGCCGUGAUCUAGAUUGGUUGAUGUGGGAACCCGUUUACCUGAUUGAGGGUUUAAAUGAUGGAACUAUUUUGAUGGUGUAUUAUCAAGAUAAAUUGUUGGCGUAUUGUCCUAAGAGGAAAACAAUUGAUGACACGGAAAUUUUUGAUCGGUAUUUCACUGGAAUGGCUUAUCGUCCAAGCUUUCUUAAACUUCAGAACUUCAAAUCAGAGAGAGUUCAUGUGUUGUAAGGGUCAUAAAACUGAUAGUGUUAAGUCAUAAAGACUAAUAAAAUGAUCUAUUCACAUUAAAAAAAAAAGUUUCAUAAAGACUAUUUUAAACAUUUUAAACCAUAAGAACCAUUUGUGAUUUUUUGUCAUAAGUAACUGAUGUCACAAAGCGGCUAAAAAAAUGGCUUAACCCUUUUAAUAAAUUUAC
Molecule: messenger RNA, 1446 nt
Organism: Lactuca sativa (garden lettuce)
Lineage: Eukaryota; Viridiplantae; Streptophyta; Magnoliopsida; Asterales; Asteraceae
Product: F-box/kelch-repeat protein At3g06240
Molecular function (GO): protein binding
Source: RefSeq, a predicted model, not a curated record